This is a messenger RNA of Egretta garzetta (little egret), 3226 nucleotides long. RefSeq names its product aminopeptidase like 1 (gene NPEPL1). The record is from RefSeq and is a predicted model, not a curated record. Gene Ontology annotation, biological process: proteolysis. NCBI's taxonomy places the organism in Eukaryota, Metazoa, Chordata, Aves, Pelecaniformes, Ardeidae. The transcript has 12 exons. Gene Ontology annotation, cellular component: cytoplasm. Gene Ontology annotation, molecular function: manganese ion binding; metalloaminopeptidase activity. Bases 1 to 1476 code for a protein of 491 amino acids.
AUGUCGCUUUGUAAAAGUCUGAUACAGUCCUUUAAAUUCAUCUUUUCUCCCCAGAUAUGGCAGUCUGCUUUAAGCACCCUGAAUCCAAACCCCACCGACAGCUGUCCUCUCUACCUGAAUUACGCCACUGUGGCCGCUUUGCCUUCCAGGGUCAGCCGACACAAUAGUCCAUCUGCAGCUCAGUUCAUCACCCGGCUGGUUAGAAAUUGCCUUCCAGGAGGUGUCAACCGAUGUAUUGUUAUGGUCUGCGAGCGGUCUGAAGUCUUCGCUUCUGCUUGUGCAUUGGCCAGGGCUUUCCCGUUGUUCACACAUCGGUCCAGUGCAUCAAGACGCACAGAGAAGAAAACUGUAACGGUAGAGUUUUUCCUGGUUGGACAAAACAAUGGACCAAUAGAAGUGGCAACGCUGAAAUGUCUGGCAAGUGCUACAGAAGGAGUCAGGCUGGCUGCUCGAAUUGUGGACACCCCAUGCAAUGAGAUGAACACAGAUAACUUCCUGGAGGAAAUCAAAAAAGUUGGCAAGGAUCUUGGGAUUACUCCUACCAUUAUUCGAGAUGAGGAGCUGAAAGAGAGAGGCUUUGGAGGUAUCUAUGGAGUUGGCAAGGCAGCUCUGCAUCCUCCAGCCCUAGCAGUUCUCAGUCACACUCCAGAUGGUGCUACACAGACCAUUGCAUGGGUGGGAAAAGGUAUUGUGUAUGACACUGGAGGACUCAGCAUUAAAGGAAAGACUACUAUGCCUGGAAUGAAACGAGACUGUGGUGGAGCAGCUGCUAUUUUGGGUGCCUUCAAAGCCACUGUAAAGCAAGGUUUUAAAGACAAUCUUCAUGCUGUUUUUUGUCUGGCCGAGAAUGCAGUCGGACCACGUGCAACAAGACCUGAUGACAUCCAUGUUCUUUACUCUGGAAAAACUGUGGAAAUCAAUAACACUGAUGCAGAAGGUAGACUGAUACUGGCUGAUGGAGUAGCUUAUGCAUGCAAAGAUCUUGGAGCUGAUAUCAUUCUCGACAUGGCCACUCUUACGGGAGCUCAGGGAGUUGCUACAGGAAAGUAUCAUGCUGCUGUUCUUACCAAUAAUGAAGAGUGGGAAAAGGCUUGCGUUAAAGCCGGCAGGAACUGUGGAGACUUGGUCCAUCCUCUUGUGUAUUGCCCUGAGCUCCACUUCAGUGAAUUUACCUCUGCUGUAGCUGAUAUGAAGAACUCGGUGGCAGACCGGGACAAUACUCCAAGCUCCUGUGCUGGGCUCUUCAUUGCUUCUCACAUUGGCUUCGACUGGCCUGGAGUCUGGGUCCAUAUAGACAUUGCUGCACCUGUCCAUGCAGGUGAACGAGCUACUGGCUAUGGUGUGGCUUUGUUGCUGUCCCUGUUUGGAGGGGCAUCUGAAGACCCGUUGCUAAACAUGGUGUCCCCUCUAGGGUGCAAUGGAGACUCUCCCUCUGAAGAUAUGGAGAGGGAUUCCAAAAGGCGGCGCCUGGUUUAACGCACCCCCAGCCCUAAGUGACGGGGUGCAUGGGUUACCUCACUUUGCACUGAUUCAUUCUCAAGCAAUGAAAAUGUCAAACAUCAGAAAUUGCCAUUUUUUUUACUAUCAUGAUAAGAUUUAUUACUUGUUUCUGAUAAAACCAGCCUGAUUUCUUUUUUUUUUUUUUUUUAAAUUAUUGGUGCACACAGUUGCUGAACAAUAUCAGUGGUGCAGAGUCCAGGCUCAACUAACUGUAUCAGGAAGAGGGCACAUCCUCCUCUGAGCUCCUCACAAGACCUAACUAAGUGCAUUAAUGCAUGAGAAGCUCUCCCUAGUCUGAAGAAGCAACUGCAGCUACUGCUUACAAAGCCUUCUGAAUUACUUAUUAUAUGUGAGGUUUUAUCAGACAUUUCUGCAGGCCCCACUACAUCUCUGAACACAGGACAAGUGAAAAAAAUGCUGUAGACUUGGCUUAUUCAGUGACAAUUUAGCUUAGCAGCAAAAGAGAUGUAAUGAGAAGAGGCCUAUAGUUUUAAUAAGGUGCUGUUUCCGCAUGUUUAAUGAUUUUCUGACCAGUAAAAUCAGCAAGAAUGGUCCAGAACAUAUCUCUACAUAAAUCUUUCACAUACAAAUUACAGAAUGUAUUCAUGUUAAAUGAGGAAAAAAAUAGAGGGACUGUGAUUGAGUAAAAUCGGUUUACAAAUCACAGUGGCUUCUUGCCACUUAAUAAAUUUAUUAUUAUUAAAGCAGCUUACGUACCCCAUGUGCUGUUUCAUGAUGUUAUUUACAUUUCUGAGAACACAGAGUGCUCCAAAAGUUUGUGCGUGACAUCAUUACUCUGUUCAAAUUCCUUUUCCCAGCACUCAUACAUCUGAAAGCAGAACUAAUAGAGCAGCAGCCGAUACGGAAUGGUUUGGGGCAGUUUUGAAGAACUUAGGCUGAUUCACUUAACUUGAUUGAUUCAUCUGUAAUCAGGGAUGCGUUGUAUUAGUUUCUGUAUAAGGGAGUCACAAGGAGCGUAGAAGCACUGGUUUGGCUUGGGCAUCCACAGAAAAUGUCUUGCCCCAAUUCGUGUAAUGUCAGCGGCGGAGUUGGGAACGGAGUGACCAAGUUCUAAUCAGUGCUGCUCCCUUCCUGGUGGUUCAGGCAUCAGCCUUUGGAAACAUUUCUUGGCUCAACCAGAGCAUUGAUGGUGAAAAAUCCCACCCAGCACACACUUUUGGCUGCUUUGCAGAUAAAGUCAAGCCGAGUUGUGAUGAAUUACACCUUUCCCUGUGUCGGAGGUGAUCUCUGGAGAGCACUGGUGCUAGGUUUUAGGUGGAGUUCCAACAAUGAGGUACACAUCUGGUUUAGGCAUGAGUUGAUUUGAUUAAAGACCUCAUGGAAAGCUUAACACAGAAGGGAGGAGGAACAACAUUUUUCGUUUUGGUUUUGUGGCUAUAUUUGAUUCUUGGGCAGAAUGUAACUUUUUAUUUUGUUUGUUUUAUAAAACCCCCUGAACUUCAUUACUUCCUAUAUUUGCUUCUCCCUUGCUGUUUUGGUUCCCUGGUCCACAUGGUCAUAGUUUUAGGAGAUUGAUAUAUAAACAAGUUCUGCCUUUGGUCAUUCUAGGCGCUCAGUAUACAGUACUAUCUGGUACCAAAAACUGUUGUGGGAAAUGUGUUGAUGAAGUGUUGUUGUCAUUACUGACUCAGUCCAACCACUGCAGCUAACGGCAAAAUGUUCUAAUGUCAGUGCUCUGAAAUUGAGUCUUCAGUCUCCAUGCUCU